ACUUCAAGAAAGAUGGUUGAGAAAGGCAUGAAGAGGAAACCUUUGGUUGACUAUGAAGUCGGCGAGAUUGUGCUAGUUCGCCACAAGGGUCUGGGAAAGGGCGUGAAAAGAGGUGGGAGAAAAAUAACUUCACCAAAAGCAAAGGAGGGAACUAUUCUCAAAAUCAACAGUAAAACCCAUACAUUUAACAUUAAAAUUGGAAAAGCUGUGUCUUGGCACAAAUUGGAGGACAUAACCUCAUUGACUCAAUCCAAGGAAGACAAGAGGUCUAAGAAAAGAGACAGGAGUCAAAGCCCUCGUCAAAGCCCUCGUCGAAGCCCUCGUCAAAGCCCUCGUCGAAGCCCUCGUCGAAGCCCUCGUCAAACCCCUCAUCAAACCCCUCGUCAAAGUGUAAAGAAGACAUUUACACCUGCCUUUACUUCAGAUGUGUGUUCAAGUGAAGCUGAAUUUAUCGAAAUUCUAGAAAAGCUGAAAAGAUUCAGCAGUUCCCGAGCUACACCAAAUAGUUUGGAAAAACUGGAAGAGAUGGCUGGCAAGAGAGGUUAUGCUGUUAGACAUAACUUAGGAGGUGGUGACUGCAUGUUUCUUGCACUCAGCCAACAGAUUUAUCAUCAGCUGGAUUUAGAGGUCAAUGCCCUUGAAGUCAGGGACAUGGUGGUUGACCAUCUGCAGAAAAACCCCCGAACGAUUGAUGGUACACAUCUGAGGAACUUUGUUCCGGAAAAAAAGGAGUGGAACACAUAUUUGGACGAGAUGCUGCAGAAAGGGACAUGGGGAGACAAUCUCAUGCUGAUGGGAGCGGCAGACGUCCUAGAAGUCACGAUUAAAGUCAUUAGCACAUGGUCAGAUGAGCCCAUAGUCAUCAAACCCAGGGAAAAAAAGGCCAGCCUCAGAACACUAUGUCUAGGUCAUCUGGCAGAGUUCCACUAUGUCAGCUUGGAAAAAAAAGACCAGAAGUGCAGAACUUGCCACCAAACGCUAAGUGUCUGCAGAUGUGCUGUAAGCAUUAAUGCUGACGCUUCUGACAAUGAUGACAGCUGUAGGUCACCCAGUCUAUCAAGUGGAGAUGAAUCAGACAAUGAUGGUUCCCCUCGAGUCACAGCUGAUUUCUUUGAAAACAAGUGAGGACAAAGAAGGACGUGGUGAGAGACACAACUGGUUUGUUACCAAGUAUCCCUACCAUGAAGUCAAGGCUGGAUUUGGGUCAGAUUUUGUGUCUGCUGAAAUGUAUGGGCACAUACUUCAGUGGCUGGGGCAAUCCUUGACACGCCGUCUAGUGAGGGAUAAACGUCGCCCUUACACUAAGUCAGUGACUCAGAUCUUUACUGUGCCGGAUGUUGAUGCAAAUCUCAGGGAACUUCCAAUGGAGUACACACAGGCUGCAUGGCACUACAUUCUGUAUGUGGCCAUUAAGGAAGUAAUCGUAUUCCUUGCCGAGAAACUGACAGGGAGAACCUACUCUUCAAUCAACCCAGAGUGUCAAAGGACAGAAUUGCAUCCAAAAGAGCUUUAAUUGCAUAAUUAUGAUGCUCUUUUGAAAGGGUUACUGUUUUAAUGAAUGCAGCCAACUCAUUGAUGCCUUGAUGUGGUUUGGUUGUUCGCUGUACCUUUCUUUCAUUCACAUAAGGACCAGUGAAGAUUCCAGGGUAGAAUAAGUCUUCAGCAACCCAUGCUUGCCGUAAAAGGCGACUAUGCUUGUCGUAAAAGGCGACUAACAGGAUCGGGUGGUCAGGCUC
This is a messenger RNA of Haliotis rufescens (red abalone), 1736 nucleotides long. RefSeq lists its product as uncharacterized. The record is from RefSeq and is a predicted model, not a curated record. Lineage: Eukaryota; Metazoa; Mollusca; Gastropoda; Lepetellida; Haliotidae. Gene Ontology annotation, molecular function: cysteine-type deubiquitinase activity. The coding region runs from base 13 to 1125 and encodes 370 amino acids. The transcript is spliced from 11 exons. Gene Ontology annotation, biological process: protein deubiquitination.